AACAAAUUUCACAUCCCAAUAACAAAAAGCAUAAGCGAAAUAUUGCACUGUUUUGUAUUAAUUUAUAUUUUAAACUACCAUGGCCGCCUUGGCCAGUUUGACUGAACAGUAUACGGAUUCCGAGAAUGAGGGAGAUGUCAGUCCCGACUCGGAAAAUUCGGCAGCAUCACAGGUGAUAAUACCAAAGCGUCCGUCACCGCCACCAACUCCCGUCAAGCAAGAUGUUCCGCCGCCGUCAAAGAAAUCGAAAAAAAAGAAGCGGCCCAAGAAAGUGCGCCGCCUGGUUAGCUAUCAAGAUGAUACACUUAUUUCUGACGAAGAUGAAGACCGAGCCCAGGGGUCGCCUAACGAUGAGGAGUCUUCUUCUUCCGACAGCAUGGGUUCCGAAUCGGAUAACGAGAACAAUGAGAACAGCAUUCGAGAUCGCAGCACUAGCAAGGUCGAAGGCGAAGCUGAUGUGCCCAUGGAAACAGAUGAUUCGGUUAAUACAUAUUAUACAGACGAUCGUCCAGCGGAGAGUUAUGAAAAGGAUCCGAAAUAUGCCAAGUACAAAUUCCAAUUGCCACCCGAACCCAAGGGUAAACCUCCGCCAGAACUGGUGAAUAAAAUCACAAAAAUGUUUAGCAAAAUGCAACAAACCAACAUGGACAUGAAUCGGGUUAUCCAGGAUCGCAAAGAGUUCCGUAAUCCCAGCAUCUACGACAAGUUGAUUAGCUUUUGUGACAUUAAUGAGUUUGGCACUAACUAUCCACCCGAAAUCUACGAUCCUCUGCAGUGGGGCGAUGAGUCCUACUAUGAGGCCCUGUCGUUAGUACAAAAAACGGAAAUGGUAAAACGUCAGAAGGAUCGCAAGGAUCUGGACAAAGUGGAACAAGCCACAGCCUUGGCCCGAAAAGUAGAGGAGGAGGCUAAAAAGCGGAAAUCAAAAUGGGAUCAGCCAGCCUCAUCAACCUCGACGUCUGUUAAGUCUACGCUACCUGCAUUAACCACCACGGUAACAGGGACCAAGGGAACUGUCAUAUCAGCUUUCGGUUCGCUGCCUAAGAAGCCAGCGGUCUAGUUUUAGUAUAUAAUAAUUUAAUCAAAAUACACAUUGAGUUCAGUUGUGACGUCACAGCAUUUUAAAAA
Drosophila willistoni is the source of this 1128-nucleotide messenger RNA. Its product is annotated as SAP30-binding protein. The record is from RefSeq and is a predicted model, not a curated record. Gene Ontology annotation, cellular component: nucleus. Gene Ontology annotation, biological process: regulation of DNA-templated transcription. The transcript is spliced from 2 exons. The coding region runs from base 80 to 1060 and encodes 326 amino acids. NCBI's taxonomy places the organism in Eukaryota, Metazoa, Arthropoda, Insecta, Diptera, Drosophilidae.